AUGAAAUCGCUGCGUUUCCUUGCUGCUGAGGGCUUCAUCAGGACUGGUCCAAGUACUCUGGAGAACCUCAACUGUGUGUCUUUUAAUCUCUACCCACUUCUCUUCAAGGCCUGCUACCUCCAUGAAGAGGCUGAUCUUCUGCAUGCUCUGGUCCAGACAUGGCCUCUUCCUGAGCUCAGCCUACAAAGACUCCUGGGAAAGACAACCGACUGUCAACUGGACCUCACCUCACGCACCUGCCACAUUUGUCUGAAGGCAGUUCUAACAGGCUUAAAGGAUUAUGUGCUGUCUCCUCCAAGAACUUAUGCCAAGAUCCUGCAUGUAGUUGACCUGACUGCCCUAAAGGACAUUCAGCACCAGGCCUGUCCCUGCCGGUCCACCCUGGGUCGAUGGGCACGAACCCAGCUCCUGACUCAAAUGUGCUAUGAAACUAUGGUGGCCAUGCAUGCCAGUGAUGUGUCCCAGUCUGCCCUUGAAACAUCUGUCGAUGUCCGCCUAAACGGCUUCGUCACAGGCCGCAACUAUGAGCUGGUGGCUCAGGCCUUAGUCCUCCGCUGCCACUGUCCACUGAAGCUUCGCUUUGUUAGUUUUCGAGCUGAUUCCCUAGCUCUCAAGCAGCUCUUUUAUGUUCUUCGACUAGCAGAACCUGAGUCCAUCAUAAAGCUGGAGGUGGUGCACAAUGUUCCACUGGAGGCCGCACAUCUGGAAGUGUUGCUGUCCAGGGUGGAAUUCCCCAGACUACAGUCUCUGAGCCUGCCGGCUGGAGCGUUGGACUUUAGGAGGCUGGGCUCUGAUGAUGAUGAUCUGCUGGCCACCAUCGGCAGUCUGCUGUCACGGCUGAGAAGACUGACUGAGCUCUAUGUUGGUUUCUCAACUCUCACUGGACACCUACGCAGACUGCUUAGUCCCCUCAACACUCCACUGCAGUGCCUAGAGUUGGCUAACUGUUGCCUGAACCGCAUCGACAUGACAUACCUGGCCAACAGCCUCCACAGUGAGGCCUUGGUCCGCUUGGACAUCAGUGGGCAUGACAUCUUCAGCACUUUCUCCACAUCUUUCCAUAAACUGCUCAGCCGAUGCUCAGCCACAUUAGUUAGCCUGGCACUUGAAGAGUGUAACAUAGAGGACGAGCACAUGAAUGCCUUCAUUAAUGUUCUAUCUGGCUGUCAGUCAUUGGAGGAGCUCAAACUCCUGGGAAACCCUCUGACUUCUGUAGCCCUUAAAAGGUUAUUCUCCAUGUUGUCUGAAGGCUUUCCUAAGCUGAAGUACAUAGAGGUACCAGUCCCCCGUGAGUGUUACUCUGAGGAUGUCACUUAUCCUCUUGAAGAUUCAGUCCUACUGCAUUACAACAAGGAGUUGUUUCAAGAAGUCAGGGGCCACCUGAUGGGCAUCCUGGAAGGAGCUGGCAGGGGGAAUGUGGAGGUGUGCACCCCCCUCAUGGGGGCCUACGAUCCAGACAUUAAUGAAACCAGCAACGAGCUCGGGGUGUCAAUGUUGAAAUCUUUUAACAGUGUCAUUGAGAACUUUAUAGGUACCAUAACUGAUGUGGACAACAGGAGAUCAUGGGUUCAGAAAGAGAAUUAA
Monopterus albus (swamp eel) is the source of this 1584-nucleotide messenger RNA. RefSeq names its product leucine rich repeat containing 14B (gene lrrc14b). Gene Ontology annotation, cellular component: cytoplasm. Gene Ontology annotation, biological process: positive regulation of cell population proliferation; negative regulation of DNA-templated transcription; negative regulation of cell differentiation. NCBI's taxonomy places the organism in Eukaryota, Metazoa, Chordata, Actinopteri, Synbranchiformes, Synbranchidae. The record is from RefSeq and is a predicted model, not a curated record. The coding region runs from base 1 to 1584 and encodes 527 amino acids. The transcript has 3 exons.